Messenger RNA from Aedes albopictus (Asian tiger mosquito), 1006 nucleotides. RefSeq lists its product as uncharacterized. The record is from RefSeq and is a predicted model, not a curated record. The transcript has 3 exons. NCBI's taxonomy places the organism in Eukaryota, Metazoa, Arthropoda, Insecta, Diptera, Culicidae. Gene Ontology annotation, molecular function: hormone activity. Gene Ontology annotation, cellular component: extracellular region. Bases 142 to 648 code for a protein of 168 amino acids.
GUUGGCAGCGGUUAAGACACAGUUUUCUCCACGAGCUCUAGUCAAAGUUACAUUGUGUGUUUGUUCGACGAAUUUGUACUUGUGCCUAGUUUCUGGUGGUGGUCAGAUCCGGUAGAGAGACAUUUCAGAAUACCAGUCAGCAUGAGUUCAACUAGCUUGCGAGUUUUAAGCCAGUCCGGGCGAGGAUCAACCGUCAUGCAUUGGGGCCUUAUGGUGCUUAUGGUCGGAACAGUAGUACACGCAGCCGAUCAGCGAUUCUGUGGGAAGCAACUGGUGCUCACCCUAUCGAUGCUGUGCGAUGAGUUUCCGGAUCUGCAUUAUGGAGCUAAAAAAUCCAUUAGCGACUACGACAAAGACUACAGUACCGAUGAGUGGCUAGCAAUGAUGGGUCAGGAUCCGGAAUCGUUCAUGUCGACGGACAUGAUGGUACCGCACGUGGACCAGCAGCAGGCAGCACAACAGCAGCAGAAGGUACCCCUCUGGAUGGCCAUGAUGUAUCCGCAAGGUUACGGAUUCAGAAGCAGCGGUGGCCGUAACGAUCUAAUUCCACCGCGUUUCCGCAAAAGUCCAAAAGGAAUUGUGGACGAGUGCUGCUUGCGGCCUUGCGGCAUCAACCAACUGCUGAAAUACUGCAAAACUAUAGCCUAAGUUUUCGGAUGAUGAACCGAGUGCCUGUCGGUAGCUUCGGGUUAGUCCCGGACACCUAGUCAUUUACUUCUGGUAGUUGUUACAUUUGAUAUGAGAGAAAGCGAUACCCAAGGUUAAGUUUUACAAUAGGAAAAGAUUCGGAUCUCGUACAGGUGUGUUGUUUAGUAAUGUGAUAAUUGCUGUGAAAGAGUAGGGCGAUUUUGAAGAUUUUUACUGCACCGAUAAUAUACGUACAAAGAGGUAGAUUUUAUACUGGUAGGAUCGAAAGUUUUUACAAUUGAAUCCAAUUAAAGAAUACAAACGAUUUAUAUUGCUGUUACUGUGUUAGCAAAGGUAAAUAAAUAUUUACAAAUGUAAA